GGCGGCGGUGUGCAGAUAUGCAAGAAGUCGUUUUCCGGUGAACUUCCGGUCCCUCGGCGCACGUUGUCCUUCCGCGGUUUUGUGAAACGACGAGCAUACGAGCAACUGUGUCGGCUUUUAGAAAAUUAAGACAAAAUGAGCAAAGCCCAUCCACCAGAGUUGAAGAAGUUCAUGGACAAGAAGCUUUCAUUGAAGCUGAAUGGAGGCAGACACGUGCAGGGCAUCCUGCGUGGGUUUGACCCCUUUAUGAACAUGGUGCUGGAUGACUCCCUGGAGAUGGGCCCAGGAGGACAACAGAACACCAUCGGCAUGGUGGUCAUCAGAGGAAACAGCAUCAUCAUGUUGGAGGCCUUGGAGAGAGUAUGAGAGGAGACU
This is a messenger RNA of Perca flavescens (yellow perch), 375 nucleotides long. It is a transcript of the gene snrpg, whose product is annotated as small nuclear ribonucleoprotein polypeptide G. Bases 136 to 366 code for a protein of 76 amino acids. NCBI's taxonomy places the organism in Eukaryota, Metazoa, Chordata, Actinopteri, Perciformes, Percidae. Gene Ontology annotation, biological process: mRNA splicing, via spliceosome; spliceosomal snRNP assembly. The record is from RefSeq and is a predicted model, not a curated record. Gene Ontology annotation, cellular component: U5 snRNP; precatalytic spliceosome; U12-type spliceosomal complex. Gene Ontology annotation, molecular function: RNA binding. The transcript is spliced from 4 exons.